This is a messenger RNA of Aethina tumida (small hive beetle), 2726 nucleotides long. RefSeq names its product vacuolar protein sorting-associated protein 16 homolog (gene Vps16A). Gene Ontology annotation, cellular component: cytoplasm; lysosomal membrane; endosome. Bases 85 to 2610 code for a protein of 841 amino acids. Gene Ontology annotation, biological process: endosomal transport; vacuole fusion, non-autophagic; intracellular protein transport. The transcript has 14 exons. The record is from RefSeq and is a predicted model, not a curated record. Gene Ontology annotation, molecular function: actin binding. NCBI's taxonomy places the organism in Eukaryota, Metazoa, Arthropoda, Insecta, Coleoptera, Nitidulidae.
UUAUGAUUUGACAGACGUCAAAACAAUCCACCUUAGUAUUUCCAAAAUAUUUUGUUGUAAAAAUUUUAGUAAUAUUUUACAAAAAUGUCGGCGGCAAUUUUGACUGCCGACUGGUUCCUUUUGGGACGAGACUUGUAUUUCAGAAAAUUCGAAAUAUAUUCUAUGGCAUGGCAGCAAGAUAUUAAUUUGGAGAACUUUAUUGCUGCUUGUGCACCAUAUGGUGGACCUAUUGCUAUACGUAGAGAUGAAGCGAAAGUUGUAAGGGUUCAUGGAACUGGUCAACCAAUUAUAUAUAUUUUCUCAGGAUAUGGGAAACAAAUUACUUCAUUUAAAUGGACAAAGAAGCCAAUAGUCAAAAUGGAUUGGUCAAAUAAUGAAAAAUUAAUAUGUGUACAAGAAGAUGCUUCGGUAAUGGUUCAUGAUUUGUUUGGAAAGUUUGAAUUGAACUUCAGCAUCAGCCCAAAACUAAAUGAUACUAAAAUAGUUGAUGCAAAGAUUUUUACAAGUCCUCAAAAUUUCACUGGAAUAGCUGUAAUGACAGCUAAUUACAAAAUAUUUUUGUUGAACAACAUCCAAGAUAGAAAAACUAGACAACUUUCUGAGCUACCAAGAUCCAAUGUACCACCCACAUGUUGGGCAGUUGUUUCAGAAAAUUCUUGCACAGAAGUUUUAAUAGCUCGAGGUAUGGAGUUAUAUAGAUUGAAACAAGAUGAACAUCAUACCAGUGCAAUGCUCCAGGCGGAUUUUGAGCACAGUUAUACUUCUAUACUGGACAUAGCAGUUUCAUUUAAUGCUCGCCAUUUAGCUCUGUUUACAGACACUGGAUAUUUAUGGUUAGGUUCGACAAAUCUUACAGUCAAAUAUUGUGAAGUGGACACAAAAAUUACUCAUAAACCAAAACAAAUUAUUUGGUGCGGUAAUGAAGCAGUUGUGUUAUAUUGGGAGUAUGAUAAUUCCCUUCUAAUAGUUGGUAAACAUGGACAAAAAAUGAUGUACACAUAUGAUGGAUCUCUAUAUCUGGUACCAGAAAUUGAUGGAGUCAGAAUUCUAUCAACCACUCAACAUGAAAUGUUACAAAAAGUACCAGAUGUUGUUGAAAAAAUCUUUCGAAUCAAUAGCACUGAUCCAGGUAGUUUUCUAUUGGAAGCUUCCAAACAAUUUCAGAAGGGCAGUCACAAAGCCAAUGAAUACAUAAGUCUUGUUAAAAAUGAUCUAGUCAAAGCUGUUGAACAAUGUAUUGAUGCUGUGGGUUAUGAAUUUGACACCAAAGUUCAAAAGAUGUUAAUUAGGGCAGCACAAUUUGGAAAAUGCUUUAUAUCUGAUAAUUCCUAUUCAUCUGAUAAAUAUGUUAAUAUGUGUCGUUUACUUAGGGUCUUAAAUGCUGUUAGAGACCCAAAGAUUGGAAUAUCAUUAACGAUUACACAACUACAAUACUUGACAUAUAAAGUUUUGUUAAACAGAUUAAUUACAAGGAACAAUUACUAUCUAGCUAUACAAAUAGCGAAAUAUUUGAAUAUGGCUGAUAGUGAUGGAACCAAUCAUAUUUUAGUCCACUGGGCAAAAUACAAGGUCAGUCAGUCACAAUUGGAAGAAGAAACUGUGGCAAGGGAAAUUGCUGAAAAAUUGGGUUAUACAACUGGUAUUUCAUACAGUGAAAUUGCUAGUACUGCAGCUGAUCAUGGCAGAAGAAAAUUGGCAAUUAAACUUUUGGAUUAUGAAUCAAAUGCUAGUGAGCAAGUGGAUCUCUUAUUGAAAUUGGGAGAGAAUACUCCUGCACUAGUGAAAGCUAUUGAAAGUGGUGAUACUGAUUUAGUAUAUAUGGUCAUACUUAAGUUGAGAGAAAAAAUGGCACUAGGAGACUUCAAAAUGACAAUUAGAAAUUAUCCUGUUGCACAAUCUCUAUAUAUUAAAUACUGUAAGGAACACAACACCCAAGCGCUUAACGAAAUUUACAUUCAAGAGGAUGACUUUAGUGCCCAAGCGCAGACAUUCAUUUUGGAAAGCUUAGAUGACAAGAAGAGCCAUGUUAAAGAUUCAUUACUUACAUCAGCUAUGGAAGCUUACAAAAAGGGCAGAAAAGAGUUGUAUGCUAGCAUGUGUGAAGAGAAUCUGAAAUUGUUACGGUACCAAAGAGAACUUGAAGAUAAAUUAAACAUGAAGAACAAGUUUGUAGGCAAAUCAGUACAUGAAACUUGCAAAUUGCUUCUAGAAUUAAAUGAUAAGCUGGCUGAAAAAUUCAGAAGUGAUUACAAGAUACCAGACAAAAGAUUUUGGUUACUAAAGAUACACAGUUUGGUCCAAAAAGGAGAUUGGCUAGAAUUGGAACGUUUUUCUAAAGUGAAAAAAUCUCCCAUAGGAUAUGCUCCAUUUGUGGAUGUUUGUUUGGAACAUGAUAAGAAGGACGAAGCCCUUAAAUAUUUGUCCAAAGUUGGUGAAGAUGUUAAGGUUAAAUAUUACACAAAAGCAGGAUUCCUGGAACAAGCCGCAGACAUCGCAUUUCAACAAAGAGACAUUCAAGGGCUACUUUUUGUUCAAAGCAAGUCACCCUCACAGUCCCCCUUAUCAGAAAAAAUCAAUGCAAUGGUUAUGCAAUUGGAUUCCAAGAAGUAAUUGUGAUAUUUACUUUAUAAGUUUUAUUUUAAUUUUGAUUUAUUUUGUUAGAUUUUCUAGUUUAUUACCAUUUAUUCUUAAGUAUAUUAAUUUGUAAAUAUAUAUGUAUACCAUUA